Eubalaena glacialis (North Atlantic right whale) is the source of this 2752-nucleotide messenger RNA. RefSeq names its product dynein cytoplasmic 1 intermediate chain 1 (gene DYNC1I1). Bases 179 to 2005 code for a protein of 608 amino acids. Gene Ontology annotation, biological process: transport along microtubule. Gene Ontology annotation, cellular component: cytoplasmic dynein complex. The record is from RefSeq and is a predicted model, not a curated record. The transcript has 16 exons. Gene Ontology annotation, molecular function: dynein heavy chain binding; dynein light chain binding. NCBI's taxonomy places the organism in Eukaryota, Metazoa, Chordata, Mammalia, Artiodactyla, Balaenidae.
GUAGGUCCCGGAGGAGCGUGAGCCGAGCGGCCGGCGCAGCGUGAGACAGCACAUCCUGCGCGCGCCGGGCCCGCCGCCCUCGGGAAGCGCACGAGCGCCGCCGCCGCCGCCGGGGAGCCGUGGCCGUGCUCUCGAGCCCAGUUGCGCAGCCGCCGCCGACCGCGUCCAGGAAACCAACAUGUCUGACAAAAGUGACUUAAAAGCUGAGCUAGAGCGCAAAAAACAGCGCUUAGCACAGAUAAGAGAAGAGAAGAAACGGAAGGAAGAGGAGAGGAAAAAGAAAGAGGCUGAUAUGCAGCAGAAGAAAGAACCAGUUCAGGAUGACUCUGACCUGGAUCGCAAACGCCGAGAGACAGAGGCUUUGCUGCAAAGCAUCGGGAUAUCGCCGGAGCCCCCUCUAGUCCCAACCCCUAUGUCUCCCUCCUCGAAAUCAGUGAGCACUCCCAGUGAAGCUGGAAGCCAAGACUCAGGCGACCUGGGACCAUUGACAAGACGAAGACUGCAUAAGCUGGGUGUGUCGAAGGUUACCCAAGUGGAUUUCCUGCCCAGGGAGGUAGUGUCCUACUCCAAGGAGACCCAGACUCCUCUGGCUACACAUCAGUCCGAAGAGGAUGAGGAUGAUGAGGAAAUGGUAGAACCUAAAGUUGGCCAGGAUUCAGAACUGGAAAAUCAAGACAAAAAACAGGAGGUGAAGGAAGCUCCUCCAAGGGAGCUGACAGAGGAAGAAAAACAGCAGAUCCUUCACUCAGAGGAAUUUCAUAUCUUUUUUGAUCGGACAAUACGGGUAAUUGAAAGAGCGCUGGCAGAAGACUCCGAUAUCUUCUUUGACUAUAGUGGUCGAGAGUUAGAGGAAAAAGAUGGGGAUGUCCAGGCUGGAGCCAACCUUUCUUUCAAUCGUCAGUUCUAUGAUGAGCAUUGGGCCAAGCACCGAGUAGUCACUUGUAUGGACUGGUCUCUCCAGUACCCCGAGCUGAUGGUCGCUUCCUACAACAACAACGAAGAUGCUCCCCAUGAACCAGAUGGAGUGGCCUUGGUUUGGAACAUGAAGUUUAAGAAAACCACACCAGAAUACGUCUUCCACUGUCAGUCCUCUGUGAUGUCCGUCUGCUUUGCUCGUUUCCAUCCCAACUUGGUAGUUGGUGGGACUUACUCGGGCCAGAUUGUCCUGUGGGAUAAUCGCAGUCAUCGGAGGACGCCAGUCCAGCGGACACCCUUGUCGGCAGCUGCACACACACAUCCCGUGUACUGUGUAAAUGUUGUUGGGACCCAGAAUGCUCAUAACCUCAUCACUGUCUCUACCGAUGGUAAAAUGUGUUCCUGGAGCCUGGACAUGCUCUCCACUCCACAGGAGAGCAUGGAGCUGGUGUACAAUAAGUCCAAGCCUGUGGCUGUUACCGGAAUGGCUUUCCCAACGGGAGACGUCAAUAACUUCGUGGUUGGCAGCGAGGAGGGUACAGUCUACACGGCCUGUCGUCAUGGAAGCAAAGCAGGUAUUGGGGAAGUCUUCGAAGGCCACCAAGGGCCAGUGACAGGAAUUAACUGCCACAUGGCAGUGGGCCCAAUCGACUUUUCACACCUGUUUGUCACGUCGUCGUUUGACUGGACCAUCAAACUGUGGACCACAAAGCACAACAAGCCGCUCUACUCCUUUGAAGACAAUGCAGACUAUGUGUACGAUGUCAUGUGGUCCCCCGUGCAUCCCGCGCUCUUUGCCUGCGUGGACGGGAUGGGGCGCUUGGACCUCUGGAACCUCAACAAUGACACCGAGGUUCCAACAGCAAGUGUGGCCAUUGAGGGGGCAUCCGCCCUAAACCGUGUUCGUUGGGCUCAAGGUGGCAAAGAAGUUGCCGUUGGGGACUCAGAAGGCCGUAUUUGGAUCUAUGACGUCGGAGAGCUUGCAGUUCCCCACAAUGAUGAGUGGACCCGAUUUGCCAGGACCCUCGUGGAGAUUCGUGCGAACAGAGCUGACAGCGAGGAGGAAGGCACCGUUGAGUUAUCCGCCUAGUGGAAAUGAGCCGUCCCCACCUUGACUUCUAGAGCUCAGCAUCUGCAGUCAUCAAGUCCGCUUGUAUUCAGUGUCCAUUAAGUAUCAGUAUUGCCGUGACCGUUUGGGUGCCAUGUUGUGCCAGCUUUGCUCCAAGUAUUCCAAAUAUAUACUGUCCACUGACCUGAAAUUCACCAGAGCAUUUCUAUCUUUAUAUCUCUGUCUCAAAAAUGGGGGUGGGGAGGUGGGAGCCUUUUUGGGUUGAGUUGUUGCCUUUUAACUACUUAGUAGCUGUAUUUAAUAGCUGGAAACCUCUGGUUAAAUUUGUGCUUACACGCACUUCUGGCAUAGUUCUAUUAAAUCCAUAUGAAGCCAGAUAUGAUUAGGUGCAGAUGUGGUGUCAUGCUAUGGUACAGGGCCAAAGACUUGAGAUGUGGCGUUUUACACGGUGACUCACAUUAUGAAUGGAUUUACUAGAAGAACAUUGCUGCUCCUUAUUUAUUGUGGUGUGCUGCAUGGAACAUAUUUAUUUGAAAGCAUUAAAAUAAACGAUCCUAGAGCAUGUGCAUAAUGAGAGGACUGCAUUGUCUCUCUGUUGCUGUUGAGGUUACAUUAAGUUCCAAAUAACAAUUACAGUAUGCCGGUUCCACUGAGGACAUGAAAUCUUUAGAGGUUUGUUGCAGUGAAUGGAAUGAAUUUUAAUGCCUAUUAUUUCUAGGUACUUCAACAAUAUUUCAAAUAUAGAUGAUCAUUGAUACUUGUCAUUCA